This is a messenger RNA of Adineta ricciae, 2049 nucleotides long. The record is from the annotation of a GenBank genome assembly. Lineage: Eukaryota; Metazoa; Rotifera; Eurotatoria; Adinetida; Adinetidae.
AUGUCGAAAGCGUAUAAUUUCGAUUGGCAAAUUGAAGUAUCAGCUCGUCUGCUCAAAGGCGAUUAUUUCGAUCGUUGGGACGAAGAAAAUGGCACAUUAGAACAAAAUUGUUUAUUUCGUGUGGACAGUUAUGGCUUCUAUAUCUACUGGCAAAGUGAAGGACGAGAUGGGCAAGUUAUUGAAUUAUCUCAAGUCAGCGAUAUACGACCAGGAAAAGCUCCAACUGAUACGAAAAUUGCAAGUGAUCUUAUGGCUAAUUCACUUGUUUAUGGUCGUGGUAAUAUCGAUGAACGAACAGUAACCAUCUGCAGCGGAAUCGAUUUUGUUCAAAUUAGUCAUACAAAUAUAACCGGUGUCGAUCAGGCUACGGCCAAAGCAUGGAUCGAAGGUCUGAGAAAAAUUACGCAUAAUCACAAAGCAAACAACAUAUGCCCUACGACGAUUUUACGCAAACAUUGGAUGAAGUUAUCUUUUAUGUUAAAUGUUAAUAAAAAGAUUCCCGUUCGAAGCAUUAGUAAAACAUUCGCAUCAGGUAAAACAGAAAAGCGUAUCUUCGAAAUCUUAAAAGAGCUUGGCUUACCCAGCGGAAAGAACGAUGAAAUUGAUCCAACGGAUUUCACCUUUGAAAAAUUUUGCGAUCUGUAUCAUAAAAUCUGUCCUCGAACGGAUAUUUCCGCAUUAUUUGAUGAAUUAUCCGGCGGAAAAGAUUACAUAACAACAAAACAAUUUGUUGAUUGGCUUAACGAAACUCAACGCGAUCCUCGUCUCAACGAAAUUCUUUUUCCACACUAUGAUACAAACAGUGCAUUACGUAUUAUCGACCGAUAUGAACUACGUGCUAAUUAUCGGGAUCGUGGACAUUUGUCAUGUGAUGGCUUGACUCGAUAUUUGAUGUCGGAUGAAAAUGCUCCUGUUUUCCUUGAUCGAUUGGAAGUUUAUCAUGAUAUGGAUCAACCAUUGUGCCACUAUUUGAUUAAUUCAUCACAUAAUACUUAUUUGCAAGGACGACAAUUUGGUGGCCGAUCAUCGGUGGAAAUGUAUCGGCAAGUUCUGUUAGCUGGUUGUCGGUGUAUUGAACUGGAUUGUUGGGAUGGAAAGAAUGAUACUGAGCCAAUCAUUACACAUGGAAAAGCGAUGUGUUCGGAUAUUAAUUUUAAAGAAGUUGUUUUUGCCAUUCGAGAUACAGCGUUUGUUACAAGUGAUUAUCCGGUUAUACUCUCCUUUGAAAACCAUUGUUCCAAACCUCAGCAAUUUAAAUUAGCCAAGUAUUGCGAGGAAAUUUUGGGCGAUUAUUUAUUAACCAAGCCAUUAGAGUCUCAUCCACUUGAACCUGGUGUACCAUUGCCAUCACCGAAUGGAUUAAAACGAAAAAUUCUUAUAAAAAAUAAACGAUUAAAACCUGACGUUGAAAAACGACAUCUCGAAUUGUUUCUUAAAGGUCUCGACACCGAAGCAAACUAUGAUAACGACUUAGACUCAGCUGCUAAUGUCGAAGGUGAAGACGGACCUGCUGCGUUUGUUGAUACAGUUAAAUUGCGCGAAGAAGAUGACGAAGCUCACCCUGAACUGAAUGUUGAUUCGAAUGAUGAUGUCAAUCGACGGACAUUACUCGGACAAUUAGGCAUUAAAUUUAAAGAGAAAACUAAUCUUUCUCGCGAAGAAGAGGAAGCAUUAAUGAAUCGUUAUCAGUACAAAGGUGCAACAACGAAUAUUCAUCCAUUACUAUCUUCACGUGUUAAUUAUGCCCAACCGAUAAAAUUUUCCGGUUUCGCGAAAGCUGAAGAACGCAAUAUUCAUUAUCAUAUGUCAUCAUUUUCGGAAAAUGUUGCUUUGCAACACUUAAGGCAGAAUCCGAUUGAAUUUGUUAACUAUAAUAAGCGACAAAUGUCGCGUAUUUAUCCGAAAGGUGGACGGGUCGAUUCAUCGAAUUAUAUGCCUCAAAUCUUCUGGAAUGCCGGUUGUCAAAUGGUUUCACUAAAUUUUCAAACACCUGAUCUUCCAAUGCAAUUAAACUUAGGCAAAUUUGAGUAUAAUGGCAAUUGUGGGUAA